Messenger RNA from Exaiptasia diaphana, 1803 nucleotides. RefSeq names its product kelch-like protein 12. The transcript has 5 exons. Bases 44 to 1759 code for a protein of 571 amino acids. The record is from RefSeq and is a predicted model, not a curated record. Lineage: Eukaryota; Metazoa; Cnidaria; Anthozoa; Actiniaria; Aiptasiidae. Gene Ontology annotation, molecular function: protein binding.
AGACGAUACGUUCACRUACUACGAUGACAAAUAUUCCCGGUUAAUGCUGGACAGAAUCAAUGAAUUACGGCAGCAUGGAGCCAUGUGCGACGUUAUCAUCAAAGUUGAAGACGCACAGUUUUUGGCUCAYAGGAAUAUUCUUUCUGCAAGUUCAGAUUAUUUCUUGGCAAUGUUCAAUGGUAAUAUGAAAGAAAGCAACCAAGAGAUAAUAACUAUUGCAGGAGUUGCUGGAGAAAGCAUGAAAUCUAUUCUCAAUUUUAUAUAUACUGGUGAAAUUGUCUUAGACUGGAGUAACGUAGAACUUAUCUUACAAGGAGCAAACCUCAUGCUUGUYCAAUCCGUCAAAGAUGCAUGUUGUCGAUUUCUAGAAAGCCGUCUGAAUGUUUCAAAUUGCUUAGGUAUUCAGACAUUCUCGGAGACCUAUGCUUGCCAUGAYCUAUGGCAUAUUGCAAGCAACUACAUCCACAUGAAUUUUAUUCAUGUAUCGGAAAGUGAYGAGUUUUUGCACAUGUCGGUAAAAAACCUUAGUUGCUUGUUAUCAAGUGACGACAUUUCAAUUGAAAGUGAAGAAAAAGUUUACGAAUCGCUAGUUCGCUGGAUCAACUAUGAUUUGCCAAACAGAAAAGUCUAUUUUCCUGAAYUGCUGGAACUAAUACGACUUCCUUUAGUUUCGGCCUACUAUCUUGUAGACGUUGUAGAGAAGGAAGAACUAAUGUCGGAAAGUCCGAGAUGCAGAGAGCUUCUUCUUGARGCGCAACACUUUCAUAUGUUACCAGACAGGAGGUCAUCGUUGGGGAACGCUAGAACAAAACCAAGAAAUUACGAACGAUUUCAUGAAAUGCUUAUAGCCAUUGGGGGAAAUGGAGAUUUCACGAAUUUUACUACAGCCUUUGCAUUUAAUGUUAUCACAAGCCAAUGGAACGAGCUUCCAAAACUCCCCAAAGACCGAGGAUACCAUGGUGUUGCAAGUUUAGGAGGACAAUUGUACAUAGCUGGUGGCUAUUCUACUGUCAACUCCGAGACCUUAGAUACAGUUAUAAGAUAUGACGUACGAGAAAAGCAGUGGCAUAACAUCCCAUCAAUGAACACGAGACGAAGCAAGCACGGUAUGGUGGAGGUAGAUGGUAAUAUUUAUGUGGUUGGAGGCUUUGAUGGCACUUCAACAGUAAAUACCAUGGAAAGCUUUAGCAUACAGACAAACAGGUGGAAGAGCCGUUCAGCCAUGCCAACUCGUCGACGCUGCGUGUGUGCUGUAACUUACAAAAAAUUUAUUUUCAUAAUUGGUGGACACGAUGGUUCAAGCAUUUUGAAUACGAUAGAAAGAUACGAUACUUCAAGGGAUAUAUGGAACUCAACAGAAGUACAGCCAAUGAGAGACCGACGGUCAUUUCCAUGUGCUGUGGUAUGUGACGACAGCAUGUACGUCAUGGGUGGUUACGAUGGCAACGAUACAUUACGUUCUGUGGAAAUGUACAACUUUUUGACUAAUCAAUGGACAGCGAUGCCUUCUAUGUUCGUUCCAAGAUCCAAUGCUGGUGCUGCAGUUUUCAAUAAGAARAUCUAYCURGUUGCAGGAUGGGACGGUAUCAGUCUGAACUCUGUYGAAUGCUUUGAUAUUUCAACAUCUGAAUGGCAAAGAUUACCAUCAGUUCCCAGACCAACAACCGGAGUUCGCUGCUGCUUUUUAAGUUUUCAAUCCUCAAAUGAGCAAAAACCAAAAGGGAAAAAUGGAAAAGGUCAUUUUUGUAUCAUAUGCUAAAUCAAUUACGAUCAAACAUACAGCGAAAAAUUAUGAUUAAAAGU